AUGAAAGACAGCAUGCAGGACAUCAUAGCUUCAGCAGAGGAGCUCCCUUUCGUGGGAGGAACGUGGGAAAUCAUCCUGACUUUCAACGAGAUCCGUGUUGAUACCAUCAAUGCUUGUCAAGGACCUUUUCCCUAUCAAUACAGAUAUCUAGUGGACGUAUGGCAGAAGCAAGGAAAACCAGAAAUACGAUGGUGCUACAAGGGCGUCAAUUGCCUGACGUCCUAUGACAUCGGAACGCUGACGAUGGUGACUCCGAACCCCUUCGCUGAGACUCCUCUGUGUCAGGGUGGGCUGCCUUGCUUGCAGAAUGGAAGGCACGUGUACGAUAUCUUGCCUAACUGCCAGUUCGAUGCGCCCUGCAACUCCAAGAACGACCCGCAGCGCUCUACUCUCUUCUCAGACUUCCAGAUCCCGAAAAACUCGCCGAGGCUGUGGGGCCUGCUGUGCAGAUUCUAUGACUAUGCCGAGACCGCGAGUCGAGGAGGAUACGUCUACUACAACGGUGCAUGGAGGCAUAUGAACGAGACUUGGCUGUUCGUCAAAGACAUUACGACAUGCAGCGGAUACUCCUCCAACAAGAAGCUGAUGGACUCCUGCAACAAAGAGAACAACUUUGACCUCACCAAGUGCGACUAUAAGCUGGUGGGAGCGACGGGAGGAGUCGUCGUCUACCCGCAGUCCACGACAGGGCUGCCCUACGUUGACGGCCAGCCGGAGAUGUGCUGGCAUUACGCGAACAUUGAGGGCUCGCGAACCCGCGACUUCAACGCUAUGAUGAAGGAUCAUCCUGACUGGGCGCUGUUCUAA
This is a messenger RNA of Guillardia theta CCMP2712, 807 nucleotides long. RefSeq lists its product as hypothetical. Lineage: Eukaryota; Cryptophyceae; Pyrenomonadales; Geminigeraceae. The record is from RefSeq and is a predicted model, not a curated record. The transcript has 15 exons. The coding region runs from base 1 to 807 and encodes 268 amino acids.